CUGGCAAGUAGCAGCACAUGCAGAGGACAACGGCCCUGGUCCCGGUCCUGUAUGCCUUCGCUUUGAUGCUUCUGUUCUCUCGGCUGGCGCUCUUGGCCGGCGGCCGGUUCUGUGCUCCGACUCCGUGCGCACCGACGGAAACGACCCAAGGUGGGCCCGGGCGGGGGACGGUUGUGGGCGUGGGUGCGGCGGCGGCGCUGGUCAGGGAGCUGGCCUGUCGAGAAGAUGCUCACUGCUUCGCCCGUCUUUCACACUCUCUGACGACCUUCCCGGCGGUUCCAGACACGAGCGAGGUGCAACAAAGCUGCGCUUUGUCGGUCAGAGCCAGAGAGGGCAGCGGCACGGCGGGUGGGGGAGCUCCAUCUCUCGCCCAAUCCGUCUGCCCGUGCCGUCCAGCCAGCCCGUCGCUGUGGGUCAGGCGUGCUCAUGGACUGCAGCCGUGGUUCAAAUGGCUGUCAAUGUGGGGGAACCCUGGAAAGCCAGAGCACAGUCACGCAGCACGGGCCACCAGCCCAGCAAAUCUCACACGGUUAUUGGCUUACGCCUCGUGAUUUUGAUUUGCGCCCAUCUCGCGCCGCCCUCACUCGUCCAGCUCAU
Molecule: messenger RNA, 597 nt
Organism: Gaeumannomyces tritici R3-111a-1
Lineage: Eukaryota; Fungi; Ascomycota; Sordariomycetes; Magnaporthales; Magnaporthaceae
Exons: 1
Coding region: 18-551 (177 amino acids)
Source: RefSeq, a predicted model, not a curated record